Molecule: messenger RNA, 2721 nt
Organism: Neurospora tetraspora
Lineage: Eukaryota; Fungi; Ascomycota; Sordariomycetes; Sordariales; Sordariaceae
Exons: 3
Coding region: 101-2608 (835 amino acids)
Cellular component (GO): SBF transcription complex; MBF transcription complex
Molecular function (GO): DNA binding; protein binding; transcription regulator activity
Source: RefSeq, a predicted model, not a curated record
UCAGCCCACUCACGUUUUGCUCAACUCGUAGCACUUUUAACUUGCUCCCUACCGCUGGUGAUAUCUGCCCUGCGCCCAACCAUUGGCAUUUCCACCAGAUAUGGUCAAGGCAAAUGUCGGGGGAAACCCCGAGCCGGGAAUCUACAGCGCAACGUAUAGCGGUAUUCCAGUAUGGGAGUAUCAGUUUGGUCUCGAUCUCAAGGAGCAUGUGAUGCGCCGUCGCCACGAUGACUGGGUCAACGCUACACACAUCCUCAAGGCCGCCGGCUUCGACAAGCCCGCCCGAACGAGAAUCUUGGAGCGCGAGGUACAAAAAGACACCCACGAGAAGAUACAAGGCGGAUACGGAAGAUACCAGGGCACCUGGAUCCCGCUCGAACAAGCCGAAGCCCUCGCUCGCCGCAAUAACAUCUACGAACGGCUAAAACCCAUCUUCGAGUUCCAACCGGGCAACGAAAGCCCUCCUCCUGCACCUAGACACGCCAGCAAGCCAAAGGCCCCCAAGGUCAAGCCUGCUGUUCCGACAUGGGGCAGUAAGUCGGCAAAGAACGCCAACCCUUCUCAGCCUGGCAGCCUCUUACCAGCAGGUCGCAAAGGUCUUCCCGUACAAGCCCAAGACUACAACGAUGCCGAUACCCACAUGCACGACGACGAUACCCCCGAUAAUCUUACCGUUGUCUCGGCCUCCUACAUGGCCGAGGACGACCGUUACGAUCAUUCACACUUCUCGACCGGGCAUAGGAAACGGAAGCGAGACGAGUUGAUAGAGGAUAUGACGGAACAGCAGCAUGCCGUCUACGGUGACGAACUACUGGACUACUUUUUGCUCUCUAGAAACGAGCAACCUGCCGUACGGCCCGACCCUCCUCCCAACUUCAAGCCUGACUGGCCCAUCGAUAACGAGCGUCACACAUGUCUUCAUUGGGCCUCUGCCAUGGGCGAUGUCGAUGUUGUGAGGCAGUUGAAGAAGUUCGGAGCUAGCUUGGACGCGCAAAACGUACGGGGAGAGACACCGUUUAUGCGUGCGGUAAACUUUACCAACUGCUUCGAGAAGCAGACCUUCCCACAGGUCAUGAAGGAGCUAUUUUCCACCAUCGAGUGCCGAGAUGUGUCAGGAUGCACAGUCAUACAUCACGCUGCUGUGAUGAAGAGUGGGCGUGCGAACAGCCAGUCCUGCUCGCGGUACUACCUAGACAUCAUCCUUAAUAGGCUGCAGGAGACACACCAUCCCGAGUUCGUACAACAGCUUCUCGAUGCUCAGGAUAACGAAGGUAACACGGCGGUCCACCUUGCCGCCAUGCGCGAUGCCCGAAAAUGCAUUCGGGCUCUCCUCGGCCGGGGCGCCAGCACCGACAUUCCUAACAAGCAAGGCAUCCGUGCCGAAGAGCUGAUAAAAGAGCUCAAUGCCUCCAUCUCCAAAUCCCGGUCCAACCUCCCACAACGAUCCUCAAGCCCUUUCGCCCCCGACACCCAACGCCACGAUGCCUUCCACGAAGCUAUCUCUGAGUCCAUGGCCACGAGCCGCAAGAACUCACAGCAGAAAUACAGCAGCGACGCGGCCAACACGGUGCAAAAUCGCAUCACGCCAUUGAUCCUCCAGAAGCUCAAGGACCUCACAGCCUCCUAUGACAGCGAGUUCAAGGAGAAAGACGAAGCCGAGAAGGAAGCCCGCCGCAUCCUCAACAAGACCCAGUCAGAGCUCAAAGCCCUCACCGCAUCCAUCGACGACUACAACUCCCGCCUCGACUCGGACGACGUCGCCGCCAAGAUGGCCGCGGAGAUGGCCACGGCGCGACAUAAGGUGUUGGCGUUCGUGACGCACCAGAACCGCAUAUCCGUGCAGGAGGCCGUGCAGCAGGAGCUGGCCGCACUGAACGGCUCCGUCACGAACGGCACCGUCAAAUCCUCCAAAUCGUCUCCAUCGAAGAAGCCCAAACUCUCCCCUUCCGCAGCAGACCAAAAAGACAAAACCCCCAAGGACGAAAACGAAAACGAAUCAGAAGCCGAACAAUCACAACACCCAGACCAACCCCCCGCAGCCCAAGAACAACCAGGUCCAUCAUCCCAAGACACCGAAGUCGCAGACCAAGAUCAAGACCACGAAGAAGACGACUACACCCACCGCCUCUCCCUCGCCGCCGAGCUGCGGUCCAUCCUCCAAGAACAGCGCUCAGCAGAAAACGACUACGUCGAAGCCCGCGGCAUGCUAGGCACAGGCGAGCGCAUCGAUAAGUACAAGCACCUCCUGAUGUCGUGUCUGCCGCCGGAUGACCAAGAGAACCUAGAGGAAAAUCUGGAGGAGAUGAUCAAGUUGAUGGAGCAGGAGGAUGAGAGCGUUACUGACCUACCUGCUGGUGCCGUGGGUGGUGGGGCUGCCGACGGUUCGGGAGGAGGGAGUGGUGGAGGGGGGAGUAAUGGGAGGAGGGAGAGCAUUCUUCCGGCGCUGAGGGGCGGGAAUGGAGACGGGGAGUUGCCGAGGAGAGGGAGUAGACCUGCUGCUGCUGCUGCUGCUGCCCAGGUGGAUGGAGAGAGGGAGAGGGAAAGUAAUGGGAAUGGCCGAGCUGAACGAACCGGAACCGAACGAAUCCAAGAAAUCGCGGCUGUUUAGGAUGUGGACGCGAUGAAUAUGGCUGGGUGGUGGCAGGGACCACAAGGACCGCAGGGACCGCAGGAACCCCAGGAACCGCAGCGGGGUGAUGGCUAUGGAUAUGGUUAUGGUGU